This is a messenger RNA of Racocetra persica, 595 nucleotides long. The record is from the annotation of a GenBank genome assembly. NCBI's taxonomy places the organism in Eukaryota, Fungi, Glomeromycota, Glomeromycetes, Diversisporales, Gigasporaceae.
AUGUCAAUUGAAGACGGAAAAUACAUCCAACAAAAUGCUCCCCAACCACCAAAAAUUGCAAACCCUGGCCCUCUUGGUCUCAGUGGUUUCGCUUUAACCACAUUCGUUCUUUCAAUCCAUAACGCAGGCUCUACCACUGUCCCGUCCCCAAGUAUCACUCUUGGUUUGGCCUUGUUCUAUGGAGGUCUCGUACAACUUUUGGCUGGUAUGUGGGAAUUCAAGACAGGUAAUACCUUUGGUGCUACUGCCUUCUCUUCAUAUGGUGGCUUCUGGAUGUCGUUCGCUGUUAUCAUAUUCCCAGGUUUAAACGUUACUGCCGCCCCAAAUUUCGAACAAGCUCUCGGCAUCUACCUUCUUGGUUGGACAAUCUUUACUUUCUUGUUAUUCUUGGCCACUUUCCGUUCAACUGGUGGAAUAAUGGCUCUCUUCUUCUUCUUGACUCUCACUUUCUUGCUACUUACUAUUGGCUGCUUUACCUCAGCAACCGCCACUAAAAUCGGUGGUGUUCUCGGAAUUAUCACUGCGUUUAUUGCUUGGUAUAAUGCCCUCGCAGGUCUCAUAACAUAUUUCACUCUUCCAACUUUCGACUUGUCUG